Messenger RNA from Trichoderma gamsii, 1542 nucleotides. RefSeq lists its product as hypothetical. The record is from RefSeq and is a predicted model, not a curated record. NCBI's taxonomy places the organism in Eukaryota, Fungi, Ascomycota, Sordariomycetes, Hypocreales, Hypocreaceae. Gene Ontology annotation, molecular function: 2-oxoglutarate-dependent dioxygenase activity. The coding region runs from base 1 to 1542 and encodes 513 amino acids. The transcript has a single exon.
AUGUCUUUGCUGCGCGACCAAGUUUUGUCACGGUAUCGCGAAGCCGCAGACACCAUCGCCACAUCACAGCAUGCCAACCCCAACCCAGAAAACUCCCACGCUGAUGCCGCUCAGGAACAAUCACAAUUAGAGAGCGUAGAUCUAAAAGGACAUGCGAUGCAACAAUUACUGCAGCGCCAAGCACGCUGUCUCGCCAAGCUCCAUGAGGCCCUAGAGCAAGGGACUGAUGCUGGAGUGGAUGAAGAUUUGCUGCAGACGAGGUUGGAUGACCUUGCGUCGGUUUCUAUGUCGAUGUUUUAUGCUUAUCGAUUCGACUUGCUGCCUCAGUAUUGGAGGUGGAUAUAUACGGAUACCUUGAUUCUCAUGUCGCAUUAUGCUAUUCUGCAGGCUGCUCGAUGUGGUGCGUUGGAUGAGCACGUUAUGGACCGCGUGGUUGAGGAUCUAGACAGAGCCCUCAUCGUGGCCGGUGGUGCAGGCAAGUUUCUCGGUAAGCAGUGGAUUGAAGGGACGCUGGACCUGCUCAGUCACUUUUGGGAGGAAGAAAAAUCCACAGUCGCCGGCGAGCAGAGGCCGCAUAAGCGCAUCAAAAGAGAGCAAACGUUUUCUGAUUGCGAGCCAUUUGGCCGUCCCAGUCUCUCAGCAGACAGAACCUGUCCACGAUAUGAAGGUUGGACAUUGGAGGGAUUCGAAAAAUAUAUGAACGAGGAGAGCCGGGGAAGACCGCUGCCCAUUGUGUUCACAGACUUGAUAAAGGAUUGGCCUGCUUUUUCGGAUGCCCCGUGGAACAGUCCCGAUUAUCUCCUCUCCAAGACAUUUGGCGGGAGGAGACUCGUACCCAUUGAGAUUGGGCGAAGCUAUGUCGACCAGGGAUGGAGCCAGGAACUCGUGCAGUUUAGAGACUUCCUGACGAGAUACAUCGACCCCGGCAUCCUACCGCAUCAUGCUGGCGAUGACAUAGAACCAAUACCCCAAAAGGAGGGCAAACGGACACCACAGGAUAUAGGCUAUCUCGCACAGCACAACCUCUUCGGGCAGAUCCCCGCCCUGCGCAACGACAUCCAGGUGCCGGACUUUUGCUGGGCUGACGUCCCGCCGCAUCCUACGACCCGGGCCAAGGACCAGGCGCCCGUGGACAUUCCGCAGCUGAACGCGUGGUUUGGCCCUGCGAGGACCAUAACUCCGCUUCACACGGACGGGUAUCAUAAUUUGCUGUGUCAGGUAGUUGGGACGAAGUAUGUGAGGCUGUAUGCUCCUGAGGAUACGGGGCGGUUGAGGCCUAGGGGGGUUGAGCUUGGUGUUGAUAUGAGCAACACGAGUGAGUUGGAUGUUGGCGUUUUGGAAGGCUGGGACAAGGCUGUUGAUAGUGGUGAUUGUGAUGAUGGAGAGGAUGAAGAAGAGAGCAGAAGGAAAGAAGAGCUGGCAGAUGUCCCCUAUUGGGAAUGUAUAUUGCGGCCGGGAGACACGCUGGUCAUUCCGAUAGGGUGGUGGCAUUACGUACGCAGCCUGAGUAUCAGCUUCAGUGUGAGUUUUUGGUGGAAUUAG